Manis pentadactyla (Chinese pangolin) is the source of this 1435-nucleotide messenger RNA. It is a transcript of the gene PRSS54, whose product is annotated as serine protease 54. NCBI's taxonomy places the organism in Eukaryota, Metazoa, Chordata, Mammalia, Pholidota, Manidae. The record is from RefSeq and is a predicted model, not a curated record. Gene Ontology annotation, molecular function: serine-type endopeptidase activity. Gene Ontology annotation, biological process: proteolysis.
AUGGCAGAGAUGAGACGGUUGCUCUUAGUACUGCUCUACGUCACCCACUCUUCUGCCAGUGAGUGUUGUGGCAUCCAGGAAACCAAGGUUAUAAAAAAUUCCGAGGAGGAUUUGGUCCUCAACAAGGAAUUCCCGUGGGUCGUGUUGCUGCAGGAGUCCCUGUACACUCCCCUGGCUUUUGGCAGCAUCCUCACUGAGUUCUGGAUCCUCAGCAUCGCAUCUGCCCUUCAGAACAGGAAGGAUAUUAUCGCUAUAGUUGGCAUAGCUAAGAUGGAUGCCAAAGUGAUUGCUCACAAAGAGUAUCCAGUCAAAACCAUCAUCUUCCAUGAGGAAUUUGAUAAUGAAACAAUGAGCAGUAACAUAGCCCUCCUGAAGACAGACACAGUGAUGCAGUUCAACAGCCUGGUCUGGCCCCUCUGCUUCCUUGGCAGAAAGCUGCAUAAAACACCAACCUUGCAGAACUGCUGGGUGGCAGGAUAAAACCCCAUGUCUGCAACAGGAGAUCACAUGACAAUGAGUAUCCUGAGGAAAAUCUCGUUGAAAGACAUCAACGUGUGCCCCUUACAUGAAUUACAGAAAACAGGAUGUGGCAGCCAGAGAGAGCAGGAAACCAAUGUUGACUGCUUGACCUGAUGUGUUCUGUCCUUUGUUGCGGGAGACCCAGGAAACCCAAUGAUGUGCCAGCUACAACAAUUCAAUCUGUGGGUGCUAGCAAUCCUGAACCAAGGUGGUGAGAAGUGCCCUGGCCUAUUUCUGUACAUCAAGGUGGAAGACUACAGUGACUGGAUCACAUCCAAGACUAAGAGGGCCAGUGCUCCUCUGUCCUCCUUCCGUCACUGGGGGAAUUCGAUUCCUUUCUCUGGCUAUAAAGCACAAAAUGCUGCUGUGACAAAGAGAAAACAUUCUGGGUUGGGCCAGCUUGGAUGGUCCCAAACAUACUUCCAAGGGCCAAAAAGGGCCACCAUGUAUUCAUGGCCAGUAAACAGCUCUAGAGAGAGACUAAACCUUAGGGGGAAAGGUUUAAAAGAAUCGGGCACAUCUUCUCGGGUGGAUGUACAACCCAUGUACUAUGACUAUUUUGGUGGCGAGACGGGAGAUGGGUCUAUGUCGGGCCAGAACAGGGUACAUCAGCCCCAAGAAAUGAUCUUAUUUUCCUCUGUGCUUGUUUUCUUUUGCAGUGAUAUCUAGUCUAGGAGCUAACCCUCCAAAUUGAAGAAAAGCAAACUCAGAAUGCUGAGUGCCAGGCAUUCACCAGGCUGUUUUGGUGUCUGUUUUUGAUAGUUUAAACACCUGGGGUGCCGCAGACAGGCCCACAGCUCACACUGGGCUGACUCUCCCUCCUCUGUCCGUCCCACUCCCACAUGCAGGAAGACAGUUUCCUUUGUGCUUAUGAACUAAAUGUGGGCUAAGAAAUGUCAAACCAUUAGAGUGCCCU